AGUUACAGACGUUCGGAUGGUUACACCGUGUGGAUACUCGUUUGAGUUGUAUACAUCAAGAGGGAUUGUUACGAGUUGGUCCAAUCUGGCAACCCUGCCAUUGACUCGUGGUAUGAGAGUCUGAACGGUAGGAAGACAAACAUUUGAGAUGAUGUGAGCACAUGGGGAGGAAAUAAAUCAGCUGGAACCUCAUUCACUUGCUUUAUAAGGUGCAAGCGUGGACAGAAGUGGAUUUUAUCCUUUAGAUCUUAUUUUUUAUUUGUGGACAGAAAGAAAGGACGUCUUGUCAAUCAAGUGCCAAAUGCCGAGACUAGAGGACCGCUGUUGGAGCUGCACCGGUGUGAAAGCAAAAGAUUUGACAGAUUUGUGUCUCUGGAUGGCGUCUAAAAUGGGUGAAAUGAUGUUCAUGGUCACGUCAGUGCUUCUCCGUGUUCGCUCUGCUAAUUUAAUCCGUCGUGGGCUUGUCUUGUUUGCUGUCGGCGUGGUUUUAGCGUUGGUGCUUUAUUUCCUGCAAAUACAACGAAAAGACGCCUUGUUCCCUGAUGAAGUGCUGGAUACUUUGUUUUCUUCCGCCUGGUGGAUUCCUCUAUGCUGCGGAACAGCUGCUGCUGUGGUCGGUUUGCUGUAUCCAUAUCUGGACAGCCAUCUUGGAGAGCCGCACAAGUUUAAGCGCGAGUGGGCGAGUGUCAUGCGCUGCAUCGCUGUGUUCGUGGGCAUCAACCACGCCAGUGCCAAGCUGGACUUUGUGAAUAAUGUGCAGCUAUGUCUCACGCUGGCUGCUCUGUCUCUGGGUCUGUGGUGGACGUUUGAUCGCUCCAGGAGUGGAUUCGGUUUGGGCCUCACCACAGCGUUUUUUGCCACACUCAUCACACAGCUGUUGGUCUACAAUGGCAUCUACCAGUUUCCAUCUCCGCCGCUGGGCUACGUUCGCUCCUGGCUGCCCUGCAUCUUCUUCUCUGGAGGAGUGACUGUGGGGAACAUCGGCAGGCAGCUGGCCAUGGGUACAAACGAGAAACCUCACAACGACUAGCGCACAGCAGUGAUGGACCCAAAAUACCACAGUGGGGAGGAAUCGGAUGCUUCCCGUCGCAUUUCCACUCCCUCCUAAUCUCUCGUUUGUGUCGCUGAGAGAAAUGGCGGGCGGACUGUGUGUGUGUGUGUGCGCGUGUGUCCUAUGGACACAAAAUGGACAAAACGGAACUCAUAGUCGAUGUUGACGUCACCACACAAUUGUUCGUGUUGGCAUGAGAGACUGUUAUGGGGUUAACUUCCUGUCAAAAAAGUAACCAGACAUGAGUGUACGUCGUUAUUUUAUAAACCCAGAGUCAAUUUUGGUAAACCUGUAAUGUUGCGCCUCACGUUACGUGAAGCCCUGCCUCCUCACCUUCCUGGUGCCAUCCACCUGGCCCCAUCCCCUCAAAUCUCUACAGCCUUCCACCUGGCUCUCACCAUCCUAGUGCUAUCUACGCGGCUCCUCCCGCUCACCUCUCUGGAACAAUCCACCCCCCACCCCCCCUUUAAAAACGUUACAAUCGGGAGUUUUUCGCUCCAAAAGUUACUUGAGCGAAUCAUAAUAAUGUGAUCGAGGUUUUUUGCGUUGGCAACACGACACCGAUUUCUGAAUCUGAUGCCAGAUUUGUGAUCAGUAAACUCGUGAUAUUGUCAUCGCGGUUACUUUGUAAAAGAACUCCGUAGAGUUAUGUAGCACAACUGGGUUCAGUUGUUCACUUCUACAGUGUGUUAGCCUCAUAAGUGUGUGAGUGUGAUAUACUGCAGAUAUAUAGACUGAAUCUGAAGGAAUUGUGUGUGUAUGUGUGUAAAAAAUGAUGGUGGCCAAAUAUGUGCUUGGGUUGUUUUUUGUUUUUUUUCUUCUUCCCCCCAUUCUGUGUGGGAAAGCGAUGUUAAAUGAAAAGGGAAAAGUUUCAAGGCUGCACAAAAAUGUCUGCCAUCCAAAGAGGAGGCGUGAACGUUUGCUAAUAUUGUUAUUACUAUUACUAUUAAUAACAAUUAUUGCUAGUGUUACUUUCCAGUGAGACUCAUUUGCCAAAUGAAAUAUUUAUCAUUUAAUAACACGUCCUAGACGAUGUGUGACAUGACGCCAGGUUAAUUCACGUACGCCUUUUUAUACGAUGGAUCGUGAUGUUCAACAUGGACAUUCAUAGAAUAUCCGAUGAUGGGUUUUUGUCCCUUUGUGAAUGGGAACGCAUGUGCGCGCUUAAAUACGCAAAAUGGACACGUUUCGUUUUUAUGAAGGUUGUUCAUUGAAAAACAUAAAAUAAAU
Molecule: messenger RNA, 2281 nt
Organism: Ictalurus punctatus (channel catfish)
Lineage: Eukaryota; Metazoa; Chordata; Actinopteri; Siluriformes; Ictaluridae
Gene: insig1
Product: insulin induced gene 1
Exons: 6
Coding region: 302-1030 (242 amino acids)
Biological process (GO): SREBP-SCAP complex retention in endoplasmic reticulum; cellular response to insulin stimulus; cholesterol biosynthetic process
Cellular component (GO): endoplasmic reticulum; SREBP-SCAP-Insig complex
Source: RefSeq, a predicted model, not a curated record